Molecule: messenger RNA, 642 nt
Organism: Dioscorea cayenensis subsp. rotundata (Guinea yam)
Lineage: Eukaryota; Viridiplantae; Streptophyta; Magnoliopsida; Dioscoreales; Dioscoreaceae
Product: probable membrane-associated kinase regulator 6
Exons: 1
Coding region: 1-642 (213 amino acids)
Source: RefSeq, a predicted model, not a curated record
AUGAACAUCAACCCCUCCAUUGACACCACCACUCCCAAUGAAAGCCUACGUUUCUCUUUUGACAAUCUAGAGACUGGCUCUUUCAUUGACAUGGAUCCCAAAUUGAUCUCCAUGCGUUGGACUUAUGAUUCACUUCAUGACUUUGAUUUCAGUCUUCCUUCUUGCCAACCUCCGGUAAUCUCUCCUGCCGAUCAAAUCUUCUCCGACGGCCGUCUUCUUCCUCUUCAGCAUCCUCCGGCCAGCUCUUCCGAUCACUCAGUGUUAAACAGAUCACUUUCUUUAGACUCAUGCAAGUCUUUGCUCUCUCAGAGCAACCGGCAUGGCAUGCAGUUAGGGGUUGUUCAUGCAACUCCGACGAGGCUUUCUUCUUCGCCGCCGUCGAAUAUCAAUCACAAGUAUUCAAAAUCUCCAAAGAAGUUCAUCUGCAAGUACUUUUGCUUUCUCGUGCCUUUGUACAAGAAGAUGAAGUGCUUUAGACUCAUGGCUCCGGCGAGGUCUGCGAGGAUCUACACUGAUUCCGUCGAGACGUCUCCGAGAACAAGCAAUGUUUAUGCGACGAUGCUCGACAUGCGAAGCGAGUCUAUUCAUGAUGCUGUUCUUUACUGCAAGAAUUCCAACAUUGGAGGAGGGUUGAACAAAUAA